GAAACAUGUCUGGCACUGAAUGUCGUCCGGCCAGCGUCGGUUGUCAAUGAAACAUUUAAGCUGUUGGUGGUUGAUUGGAUCCACGGCGACGCCUUCUCGAUCGGGUCUGGUUGUGAGGAACAGUAUAAUACUUCUUUCCUGGUAAGCCAGCCGAGACUAUUGGGCAUAGGAAAGCCUAUCAUUGCUGUUACUACCACAUACAGCCUUUCCGCGUGGGGUUUCCUUUACUCCUUGGAAGGGGUAGGGACGGGCAACACGAACGUGGGCCUUCGUGACCAGCAUCAGGCCUUGCAACGGAUACAGGAGAAUAUUGCCACUUUUGGAGGCAACCCAUGA
Molecule: messenger RNA, 336 nt
Organism: Trichoderma asperellum CBS 433.97
Lineage: Eukaryota; Fungi; Ascomycota; Sordariomycetes; Hypocreales; Hypocreaceae
Source: RefSeq, a predicted model, not a curated record